AUGCUUCAGCAAGACGAGCAGCUAGAAUUAUCCGCGGCGCAAGAGAGGGCAGAUGUACCCUCGCACAGAAAGGGUGAUUUGGACAACCUCUAUGAAAGAAUAGAGAAUAUGGUAAGAGAAAGAGAGGAAAAGGAACAGAAAAGAAUGAACCAAUUGCUGGCUGCAAUAUCUGAGCAGCUUAAUAAAAAUGUGGUGGCACUCUUUGAAGGCGUAAUACAGAAGGAGAUACGCGGACCACUCACACAGAAAAUAGAGAAGAUGGUUAGCUCACGGAUUGACUACAAAAUGAAAGAGGUGUCUAAUGUGUGCAGCACAGCACUUGUGGCUGCAGUGGAGGGAAAAGCACUUGCACAAACAAUUAGCAAAACAAUUAAAGCAGGCAUUAUUGAAGGGAUAGUUCCUGUGGUGGAGAAUGGGAUGAAUGAAAUACGCCUUCAGAUUCUGGACAGAAUGAAGGCCAUGCCAAUGUGCGUUGAGAAGUUUGAAGAUGAUUUGUCAGAGAGUAAAGAUGAUACUUUUGAUAUAAUGGUGGACACAUUAAAGGGCUGUGAUGACCAUAUUGAAGAGCACCCGAAGGAUGUAAUUAUUCACUUAUUAGAGACGGAUAUUGCAGAGUGCUUUACAUAUGUCAUAGGAUCAAAGGACCCAGAAAUAUUCCUGUUUCUACUUAAUAAGCUACCACCGGAUGCAGAGAUUGACAUGUCAAACAGUCUGCUAGUACAGUUUAUACAGCAGAUGAUACUGUUCAUAGGAGCCGGAUGGAGACAGGCCAGUCUUCGCAGUCGGUACACAAUCUUCCUUAGUAAUGCACUCUCCCACAUACAAAGAGACCAACUGACAGAAGAAGACUUAAACAUUCUGCGCGAUAGUAUUUUGAAUCUGUUAAAGGGAUGCCCGUCAUUUGGAGGAAGUCCGAAUGAGCGGCAUAUGCUGGGUCUUAUGCAGGAGAUGGGCUUAUAUUAA
This is a messenger RNA of Nematocida parisii ERTm1, 963 nucleotides long. RefSeq lists its product as uncharacterized. NCBI's taxonomy places the organism in Eukaryota, Fungi, Microsporidia. Bases 1 to 963 code for a protein of 320 amino acids. The transcript has a single exon. The record is from RefSeq and is a predicted model, not a curated record.